Molecule: messenger RNA, 3861 nt
Organism: Leptinotarsa decemlineata (Colorado potato beetle)
Lineage: Eukaryota; Metazoa; Arthropoda; Insecta; Coleoptera; Chrysomelidae
Gene: Alh
Product: coiled coil domain containing protein Alhambra
Biological process (GO): regulation of transcription by RNA polymerase II
Cellular component (GO): nucleus
Molecular function (GO): nucleosome binding; histone binding
Source: RefSeq, a predicted model, not a curated record
UUAAAUACUGUUCCUUGAAUGAAUUUCAGUGAAUGAGUGUAACUUAAUGGCUUAAUGCGCCUCAAUGGAAGCAAAAUCCAUUAACAUAGAGAACGAGUGUGUAUUAUGUAAAAGAUUAUUUGAACAUAAAUUUCAGUAUUUUCUUUGCGUUCGAAUACUUCCAACUUCCUCGGAUAAAUGUCAACUGCCAUCUUCCUAUAAUUUGCGCAUCCUCUAUGGGAGGUCGCUUUGUUUGAUCUAAAAUCAAAAUCCCGAGAAACAAAAUGGUGUAUUUAUAGACGAUUGAUUAGCUAUGCAUUUUCAAACAAAAGUGCAUACAAAAGUGCUUUAUUAGCAAAAUCAUUUGCUAGCAAAAGACAAUGUAUGUGGAACGUGUACGACCGAAUAAAACGCUUAUCUUGUGAAUUUUCGAAGACUAAUCGUGGGAGGCACGAUAUUCUAAACACAUGAAAAACGCUACUUUUUGGGAGACAAGAACCAGAUAAAGCAUUAGCGAUGAAUGUUAACCUAUGGCGCUGGAAAUGCGGGGUGGGAUUGUCGAAUCGCUAAUUUAGCAAAUUGUGUUUUUGCAUUAUGAAGGUGAAGGAGAUGGUAGGAGGGUGUUGUGUAUGUUCUGAUGAAAGAGGCUGGUCUGAAAACCCACUUGUUUACUGUGAUGGACAAUCUUGCACUGUAGCUGUUCACCAAGCGUGUUAUGGUAUUGUUAGUGUUCCGGUAGGUCCAUGGUAUUGUCGUAAAUGCGAAAGUCAAGAGAGAUCCGUUAAAGUGAAAUGCGAGCUGUGCCCCAGCAGAUAUGGGGCCCUCAAACGUACCGACAAUUCAGGAUGGGCUCAUGUCGUUUGUGCGUUGUAUAUUCCAGAAGUGCGUUUUGGAAAUGUUACUACUAUGGAACCCAUUCAGCUCCAGCUGAUUCCUGCUGAGAGAUUCAAUAAGGUUUGUUAUAUUUGCGACGAGAAGAAACGACCUUCUAGUUCUACUGUCGGGGCUUGUAUGCAGUGUAAUAAGGCCGGUUGCAGGCAACAAUUUCACGUAACCUGCGCUCAAGGCGUUGGGCUCCUGUGCGAAGAAGCCGGCAACUAUUUGGAUAACGUUAAGUACUGCGGAUACUGUCAGCAUCAUUACAGUAAGCUGAAAAAAGUUGGCAACGUGAAGUGGAUCCCCCCCUACAAACCGGUAGCCAACGAGUCCUACGAGGACUCCAACUCCGACAAGGAGACGGAUAGCGCGCCCUCGAACUCCAAACGUUCUCCCCCGACUUCCGGAAAGAAGAAGACGAACGUCGCCACGAAGCAGGCCCCUUCGAAGACUUCCUCCAAGUCCGGUUCGACGUCCCACCAGAAAUCCGUCCACAACAAUAAUAAGAACACUGACAAAAGUAAGUCGUCAACAGUGAAAAGUGCCAAAAGUGAAGAGAGCGCGAGUUCCGACGCGAAAAAAGAAUCGGACCCGCCCGAACAGAGGGAGAAAGAGGCGAAAGACUCGGGUAGUAGUAGUAGUAGUAGUAAAGGUGCCAAAAAGCGUAAGGCUAAUUCUAGGACGCCCACGCCCGUCCGUGUAGUGGUUACUGAGGUUAGUGUCGUGACGGCCGCGACGAGUGCGAGUUCUACGACUACGUCUAGCGAGGCCGACGUGAGUGUCACUGCGAAUAGUACCGGUAAGAACUCUGCCGUUAGCGACAGUUCCGUCGAUAAACCCAAGAAGCCUAAAGUCGAGAACACCCAGUCGAUGAUUACGAAUCAGCCCGUCGUUGCCUUAACCUCCAUAUCAACCGUGAAAUCAGUUUCGCCGACCAGUACAACCACAGCCGAUAUCGUAGCGCCCACUGUAUCGAACGAAACGGCGUUGCCCACCUCUUCGAUUAUUCAGACUGUUCAGUCCCAGUCGCUGGUUGUCUCGGUACCUCUGGUGAACACUUCGCUGAGUCCCCACAGAUCCAUAAUAAACAAUCAAACUAGCGUUUUGACCGCCACUCCUCUGAUUCAGGAGACCAGCAACGUUAGCGUUGCGAGUGCAGAGAGAAGAACGCCUGUUAUAAGUAGUGAUAUUAUGACUGGUGGAAACAGCAAUCAAGAGCUUCCAACACCGGACAUGAGUUCGGGAGGUUUGAAGAUAACCUUUGAGAAACAAAUGGAUUCCAUCAAUACUGAAGAAGAUAUGGAGUUGGAGUUGGAGCCCACGCCCUCUAGAUCCGUCGAAGUACCUGCAAAACGUGGAAGAUCUCAAUCGCAAUCGAAUGAAAAGACUGACCGCUCAAGCCGCAGCAGGAAACGCAACAGCAAUCUCGCCGUUGCUACAAGUGCAUCCGGCUCCUCUUCCCUACCGGCCCCUUCGGUCUCGACUUCCCUCACGAAGCGAUCGAGCCGUUCUCAGCAGCACCACCACGUUACCCCCUCGCCUCCCGAACCCCCCGGUGCCUUCGCCGCCAUUUCUCAGUCGCAACUCAAGGAGUCGCCGCCGAGCAGCCCGAGUUCGGAGAGCCAGAGCAACCCUCCCCCUAGCACGAGCCGGGGCAGGGCGAAGAACAGGAGGAGCGCGCCGGCCAGCGUCAAUUUGGCCAGCGGGUCGUCCAAGGAUGGCAAAGAUGUCAAGCUAUUUCAGAACGGCAUUUCAGCCCCCCACAUGUUGGGUAACCAACUGAAUCCUACUUCUACCAUGCACUCGAAGAUGAGUGACCAUCUGAACGCUGAAAUAGAGGCGCACAGCAUAUUCAAUCCCAGUGAGAACAAUUCAGGACUGACAGGGCCUCAGUUGCAUCAUCGGGUAGUGCAGUCGGCAAGGGCCAGCAGUACCGGUUCGAGUACCGCUUCUGGAGGCAGCGGGCUGUCUUCGAUGCUCGGGGGCGGGGGAGGGAACAUUCCCCAAACCUUGGACCAGCUCCUGGAGAGACAGUGGGAGCAGGGCUCCCAGUUUCUGAUGGAGCAGGCGCAACAUUUCGAUAUCGCUUCUCUUCUCUCUUGCCUUCACCAACUCCGGGCGGAAAAUUUGAGGUUAGAAGAGCAUGUGAGUUCGUUGUUGCAGAGGAGGGACCAUUUACUGGCUGUCAAUGCCAGGUUGGCGAUACCAUUGACGGGUCAACCGGCUGCAGCUCCUUUGUCGACACAUCCUCAUCCAGUGAACAAUAUUCACCCGACUGUUGCGGCUAGUCAUGGGGAUGUCCCGAGGCCUUCCAGACACAACGGAGGUAGCGCGGGUUAUCCUAAUCAUCCCCAAGGCUCGGCCCAGCAUCCUCCCGUAGAGAACGGUUUGCCUCCUGAAGCCUACCCACAAAACGCUCACAGGCGGAGCCCUUCCGGAGGUCAGCCGAGUCCGACGGUAAGACACUCGCCGGCCGGAGCGUACCCUAAUGCUAGCGGUCUGCAACGGCAAACCGCCGACACUAGCGGACGUUCUGCACCCCGACCCCAGCCUUAUCUCUUGUUCGAUAAUAGGCCGGGGCCGUCCUCUUCUCAACAGAUGGUAGUAAGACGUGAGAGAGGGGAAAGAAGCGAUAGGGACUCUGAAUCGCAUCAUCAUUCCUCCUCGAAAUCUAGCUGAAACACAGUUGUGGACCCUUCGUUUAGUAUUACAAAACUUUUGAACUUGCAUUGACAAAUCACAGAGUUGUAACAGGGAAGAUUCUACCAAAUUUUUGUGGGCUUUGAGCAAAAUUUGGGUGUCGGAGUCUACUUGUAUGAAUAUUUACCUUGGUUUCCGUCUUGAUCCUGAAGUACGUCUGCUGCGUUUCUUCUUCUUUUUUAUAUUUCUUGGCCUCAGCUACCAAGGCUAACUUCCUUGUUUUCUUUAUUCAGCUUCUCUACCCUAAAAAGUUGACAGUACAGAUAUUGUUGAUAAUAAUAUAAUGAUAUUCGUUUUUGAAGAGUU